AUGAUGCAGCUUUUCCUUUCUGAGGUCCCUCGCCUGGGAGAGCAUGCGCUUAGGAACAACGUGCGGGUGCGCUUCCUGAUUUCCGAUGCAGAACCUCUGCCUGCUGCCGUGCAAGCUGCUGUCACAGAGCUAGAAACCGCCUCGGCUUCCUGCACUGGCUUGUUGCUUAAUGUUUGCCUCAGCUAUGGCGGCCGCAGCGACGUCGCGCGGGCCUGCCGCAAUUUGGCCCUGCAGGUGCAGCGCGGUGAACUGGAGCCGGAGGCCAUCGACGAUGCCCUGGUAAGGCGGCAACUGCUGACGGGCGAUGUCCCAGAUCCAGAUGUACUCAUUAGGACUUCGGGCGAGCAACGGCUGAGCAACUUCGUAAUGUUCCAGCUGGCGUACGCCGAACUCUUCUUCUUGGACAAGCAUUGGCCAGAGGUGACACAGCAGGACCUGCUGGACGUUGCUACCGCAUUUCAGAAUAGGCAGCGGCGGUUUGGGAAGUGA
This is a messenger RNA of Symbiodinium pilosum, 489 nucleotides long. NCBI's taxonomy places the organism in Eukaryota, Dinophyceae, Suessiales, Symbiodiniaceae. The record is from the annotation of a GenBank genome assembly.